UAUUGGUUUAGAGCAGUUGACGAAAUUGUAAAUGAAAGCACGGCCGGUGGUGGUGGUGGUGAUGGCGCGCGGCUGCAGAAGCAACAGGAUUUGUGCGAUGACGUCGUGGUUGUGGUUGUGGUUGUGCUUGAUAAUGAUGACCGCCAUAGUUCGAGCUCAAAACACCACCGAUCCAGCUGAAGCGCGAGUUGUAAAUGCAUUGUUCAGCAGUUGGGGGAUAUCAGAAGAUUCAGUAACACAGAUGGGAUGGAACAUAAGCGGAGAACUAUGCAGCGGCGCCGCCGUGGACUCUACCGACUUCGAUAGCGGUACUUACAAUCCCGGCAUCAAAUGCAACUGUAAUUUUCCCAAUUCUACUUGCCACGUUACCCGACUAAAAGUUUAUGCUAUGGACGCUGUGGGCCCGAUCCCAGAAGGACUCUGGACUUUGAUUUACCUUACCAAUCUCAAAGUGGACCAGAACUACUUGACAGGUUCCUUGUCACCUUCCAUUGGUAAUUUAAUUCGGAUGCAGUACAUGACUUUCGGCAUCAAUGCGUUAUCAGGGGAGGUUCCACCUGAGUUAGGGCGGCUUACUGACCUUAGAUCGCUGGGACUUGGCACAAACAAUUUCAGCGGUUCAUUACCAUCUGAACUUGGAAAUUUGCGAAGAUUAGAACAACUUUACAUUGAUAGCGCUGGAGUUGGUGAUCAAAUACCUGCAACAUUUGCUAAUUUACGCAACAUGCUCACAGUAUGGGCUUCUGACAAUGAAUUCACAGGGAGAAUACCCGACUUCAUUGGGAAUUGGUCACGGUUACAAACAUUGAGGCUUGAGGGGAACUCUUUUGAAGGUUCAAUACCACCCACAUUUUCUAAUCUGACCUCCUUGCAGGAGCUGAGGAUAAGUGGUUUAUCUAAUGGAACUCUGGAUUUUAUAAGGGAUUUGAAGUCCCUUAGUACUCUAGUUUUGAGGAAUAACAGAUUUUCGGGCUCUAUUCCAACCAACAUUGGAGAAUAUCAAAAUUUGACACUACUGGAUUUGAGUUUCAACAGAUUGACUGGGCAGAUUCCAAGAGAAUUGUUCAACAUGAGCCAGAUCUCUUUCUUGUUUCUUGGAAACAACAGUUUAAACGGUACACUUCCUGCUGUAAAGAGCACCACACUCAGAAAUAUUGAUGUGUCAUACAAUGAACUAUCUGGGACACUUCCUUCUUGGGUCAAUGAGCAAAAUUUACAACUUAACUUACUUGUGAACAACUUCACUUUAGAAGGUUCAGGAAGCAGUGGUUUGCCUUCAGGAUUAGACUGUCUCCAAAGAAAUUUCCCUUGUAAUCGUGAGUCACCAAGAUAUAGUGACUUUGGAAUCAAUUGCGGCGGUCCUCCAAUUACGUCAUCUAGUCAACUAAAUCAUGAGCAAGACAAUGAAGUUCUUGGACCAGCUACAUACUAUCUCACUUCUGAAAGGAGGUGGGGUGUCAGCAAUGUUGGACAAAGAAUGAACCCAGUAUAUACAGCCUCUUCUUCACGCCAAUUCACAAACACAUUAGAUUCAGAGUUGUUCCAGACAGCAAGACUCUCUGCUGGAUCAUUAAGAUACUAUGGUUUAGGGCUAGAGAACGGUAACUACACUGUGAACCUACGGUUUGCAGAACUACAGAUAGAAAAUGGUCCCACUUGGAGGAGUCUUGGAAGGCGGGUCUUUGACAUUUAUCUACAGGGAAACCUGGUGUUUCCAGAUUUCGAUAUAAAAAGGGCAGCAGGGGGGGCCUCCUUUAGUCCCGUUUCUAGGCAAGAAACAGUUCAGGUUUCUAAUAACUACCUUGAGAUACAUCUAUUCUGGUCAGGAAAAGGGACUUGUUGCAUACCUCAGCAAGGAGAUUUUGGACCUCUUAUCUCAGCAGUCAGUGCCACCCCAAAUUUCGUACCCAGCGUGAGUAACGCUCCACCUUCCACAAAGAAGAAGAAUAGGACCGGCUUGAUCGUAGGGAUUUUGGUUCCGGUUGCAGUUGUAAGCUUUCUGUCAUUAUUAGCUCUGUAUAUUUUCCGUCAGCGAAGGAAAAGGAAGGACGCCACUGACAAUUAUGAAGAGUUCUUGGGAAUUGAUGCCAGACCAUAUACCUUUGGUUAUGGAGACCUGAGAGACGCAACGGAUGAUUUUAGUCCUGAAAAUAAGCUUGGCGAGGGAGGUUUUGGUCCUGUUUACAAGGGAACGCUCAAUGAUGGGAGAGUAAUAGCUGUUAAACAACUUUCUGUAGCCUCCCACCAGGGCAAGAGUCAAUUUAUUGCUGAAAUUGCAACAAUAUCUGCUGUCCAACAUCGAAAUCUUGUGAAAUUGUAUGGAUGUUGCAUUGAUGGGGAGAAACGACUUCUUGUUUACGAGUAUCUCGAGAACAAGAGUCUUGAUCAAGCAUUAUUUGGAAGUAACAACCUGUCUCUUAAUUGGUCCACACGUUUUGAAAUAUGCAUGGGGAUAGCACGAGGUCUUUCAUAUUUGCACGAAGAAUCCCGCAUACGGAUUGUACACCGAGACGUGAAAGCUAGCAAUGUUCUACUUGAUUCUGAUCUGAACCCCAAGAUAUCAGAUUUUGGCCUGGCCAAACUUUAUGAUGACAAGAAAACACACAUGAGUACUCGUGUUGCAGGCACAAUUGGGUAUCUCGCACCGGAGUAUGCAAUGCGUGGACACCUUACAGAGAAGGCCGAUGUGUUUGGCUUUGGAGUUGUCGCUCUAGAGAUUAUCAGUGGACGGCCUAAUUCUGAUUCAAGUUUAGAAGAUGACAAAAUAUAUCUUCUUGAAUGGGCAUGGAACCUGCACGAAGCUAAUAGGGAAAUCGAGUUGGUAGAUGAAGAAUUGUCUGAAUUUGAUGAGAAUGAAGUUAAACGAGGGAUUAGCAUCGCCCUUUUGUGCACCCAAACCUCACCAAUGCAACGGCCAUCGAUGUCACGGGUCGUGGCAAUGCUUUCAGGCGACAUAGAAGCAAGCGGUGAUAUUACUAGGCCCGAGUACCUAACCGGUUGGAAGUUCGACGAUGCUACCACAUUUAAGGACGCUCUUCCAACCCCCGGUAGUGAUAUUGUGGGAAGUACAAGUACUAGUAACUCGAUGGUUUCAGCACGAUCACCGAUUGAUGCUUCUAGACCGAUACUUCAUGAUAUCAUCGGAGAAGGUAGGUGAUGGAUGAUCUUCGAGUCUUGUAUUAUUUUUGUUGUUAGAACACAUUUUUGGGAGCGUAAAACCGCUACAAGUAAAUAUGAAGAUGUACCUA
This is a messenger RNA of Cynara cardunculus var. scolymus (artichoke), 3248 nucleotides long. Its product is annotated as probable LRR receptor-like serine/threonine-protein kinase At1g56140. The record is from RefSeq and is a predicted model, not a curated record. Bases 32 to 3157 code for a protein of 1041 amino acids. The transcript is spliced from 24 exons. NCBI's taxonomy places the organism in Eukaryota, Viridiplantae, Streptophyta, Magnoliopsida, Asterales, Asteraceae. Gene Ontology annotation, biological process: protein phosphorylation. Gene Ontology annotation, molecular function: ATP binding; protein kinase activity; protein binding.